Spirodela intermedia is the source of this 923-nucleotide messenger RNA. NCBI's taxonomy places the organism in Eukaryota, Viridiplantae, Streptophyta, Magnoliopsida, Alismatales, Araceae. The record is from the annotation of a GenBank genome assembly.
AUGGCCGUCACGCACGACGACCUCACCGUCCGGCAGCGGAGCGACGACGACGGCGCCGCCGCCGGUGCGAGGGGCCUCUCUCUCAUCGUCUUCUGCGUCCUCUGCGGGCUCCUCAGCUUCAUCCUAUCCCUCGCCGCUGAGGCCACCAGGUCCGAGGUAAGUCUCCUUCUCUGCUUGUAACCAGCUCCUCCCUCCUUCUCCCUCCCUCCAUCGAUAAUGACCUCGGAGCGACUGUUGCAGGCCGUCUGGUUGUCCCUCGCCGCCGCCGGCGCAGCCGGCGGGAAGGAGACCCGGUGCCUCUACACCGGCAGCGGAAAGACCCCCCUCGCCUGCGGGGUGGCGGCGUUCAUGGCUCUCGCAGUGGGCAUGUUCACCGCUCAGGUCUACAUUCUGAUCGCCGCCUCUCCUCGCAGUUCUCCGAUCCCCAGGCAGCUCACGCGGCAAGCCUGCUUCUUCUUCCUCGCGACCUGGUAUGCCCUCCUUCCCUCUCUGAACCCUCGAGAAACUUCUGAGAAUUCUCGCCUGAGAAGAAGAGGGCCUGCGGCCAUGGGAGACACAGGUUGAGCUUCGCCGUCGCGGAGGUGGCGCUGAUGGUCGGAGUCAGCGCCGAGUCGGCCCAUCUGGGCGAGUGGAGAAAGCCGCGGCGGAGCUGUCUCGUCGUCCGGCAGGGGCUGUUCGCCGCCGCCGGAGUCUUCGCGCUGAUGACCGUCUUCCUCGCCGCCGGCCUGUACCUGACGGUGCUGCAAGCGCAGAGGAUGGGUCCCCGCGACGAGGAAGAACACGAUACGCGACGGCGGGUCCCGCUGGCCACCGCCCCUCGCUUCCCGUCGCAGGGCGGCGGCGCCGGGAUUUUCCCCUCGGAUCCGCAGACUCACCGGCCCUCCGGCGAGCUCCCGGGGAGCAAGACUUCGCCUUCCUCGUGA